GCAUGCGUGUUGUGUACAAAUCUGUGCGACUGAGCCGGGUACGGUGUUCCUGCGGGACUGUCUGUGGCUUCGCGUGGGUGGAGGAGGCGCGGCUGCAGGUCUUUAAGAAAUAGAAAUGGCAUCCAAAAGAGCUCUGGUCAUCCUAGCCAAAGGAGCAGAGGAGAUGGAGACAGUGAUUCCUGUGGACAUCAUGCGGCGAGCUGGGAUUAAAGUCACCGUUGCAGGCUUGGCUGGGAAGGACCCCGUGCAGUGUAGCCGUGAUGUAGUGAUUUGUCCGGAUACCAGUCUGGAAGAAGCAAAAACACAGGGACCAUACGAUGUGGUUGUUCUUCCAGGAGGAAAUCUGGGUGCACAGAACUUAUCUGAGUCGGCUUUGGUGAAGGAGAUCCUCAAGGAGCAGGAGAACAGGAAGGGCCUCAUAGCUGCCAUCUGUGCGGGUCCUACGGCCCUGCUGGCUCACGAAGUAGGCUUUGGAUGCAAGGUUACAUCGCACCCAUUGGCUAAGGACAAAAUGAUGAACGGCAGCUGCUCGCAGGACACAGAGAAAUCAAGCUGGGCUGACCUGAAAACUUCCUCCUGGUGUCGAGCGUUCGUAGCGCAGGCCUCUGGGGGAAGAAAAGUCCUCAAGGAUAUUACAGCAAGCCCUCCAUGCGACGGUACUGACCUGCCAGUCAAGAGGAGCUGUGAAGGUUACAGGGAUAGCCAAACACUGAAGGCCCGCUCUGCAGGAGGGGGUUCAUGCUUGACACUGAGAGCCUGAACCAAAGCCCAUGGCUCCAGAGGGUAUAGGCUGUAGUAGGAGAAAAGUACUACCAUUGUUUCUCUAACAUAUUCAUGUUUGUGCCCCCCUCCUAGUUAAGGUUUCUAUUGCUGUGAUAAAAGAUCAUGACCUAAAGCAGCUGGGGAGGGAAAGGGUUCACUUCAGCUUACGUUCUGACCGCCACACUCCAUCACCGAGGGAAUGAUGCUGGAGCGGAACUGAGGCCAUGAAAGUAGAACCAUUCACUGGCCCGUUCACCUACUUUCUUAUAGCAGUCAGGACAGCCUGCCCUACGGUGUAGGGGUGGGGUGAGGAGGGAGCUGAGGUACAGAGGUCAGAGGAAAACCUGCAGAGGUGAGUCCCCUCCACCAUGUGAACCAGUGACUGAGCCACCAUGCUUGGCUGUCAGAACCUGCAAUCCUUAUUCUUUCCUUUGGCGUUUUUCUGUCUAAAACUAGAUGCUUAUCUCAUUAAUUCUGGGAUUUUUCUUCUCAACUGGGCUGUAGGCCGGAUUACUUUUAAUCCCAGCACUCAGGCAUAUCCUUGAGUUCAAGGCCAGCCAGCCUGGUCUACAGAGUGAGUUCCAAGACAGCCAGAGCUGCACAGAGAAAUUCUGUCUCAAAAUAAAUAAAUUUAAAUAAAAUAAAUAAAUGGAAGGA
This is a messenger RNA of Rattus norvegicus (Norway rat), 1419 nucleotides long. RefSeq names its product Parkinsonism associated deglycase (gene Park7). NCBI's taxonomy places the organism in Eukaryota, Metazoa, Chordata, Mammalia, Rodentia, Muridae. Gene Ontology annotation, biological process: cellular response to oxygen-containing compound; cellular response to stress; glyoxal catabolic process. The record is from RefSeq and is marked validated. Gene Ontology annotation, cellular component: plasma membrane; membrane raft; neuron projection. The transcript has 7 exons. Bases 116 to 760 code for a protein of 214 amino acids.